AUGGAAUUUUGGAGAAGGAGAUGGAAUCUGGGAGAAGGGAAUGGAAUCUGGGAGAAGGGGAUGGAAUCAGGGAGAAGGGGAUGGAAUCCGAGAGAAGGGGAUGGAAUCUGGGAGAAGGGGAUGGAAUCCGGGAGAAGGGGAUGGAAUCUGGGAGAAGGGGAUGGAAUCUGGGAGAAGGGGAUGGAAUCUGGGAGAAGGGGAUGGAAUCUGGGAGAAGGGGAUGGAAUCUGGGAGAAGGAGAUGGAAUCAGGGAGAAGGGGAUGGAAUCUGGGAGAAGGGGAUGGAAUCUGGGAGAAGGGGAUGGAAUUUGGGACAAGGGGAUGGAAUUUGGGAGAAGGGUAUGGAAUCAGGGAGAAAGGAUGGAAUGUGGGAGAAGGGGAUGGAAUCUGGGAGAAGGGGAUGGAAUCUGGGAUAAGGGGAUGGAAUAUGGGAGAAGGGGAUGGAAUCUGGGAGAAGAGGAUGGAAUCUGGGAGAAGGGGAUGGAAUCUGGGAGAAGGGGAUGGAAUCUGGGAGAAGGGGAUGGAAUCGGGGAGAAGGCGAUGGAAUUUGGGAGAAGGGGACGGAAUCUGGGAGAAGGGGAUGGAAUCUGGGAGAAGGGGAUGGAAUCUGGGAGAAAGGGAUGGAAUCUGGGAGAAGGGGAUGGAAUCUAGGAGAAGGGGAUGGAAUCAGGGAGAAGGGGAUGGAAUCUGGGAAAAGGGGAUGGAAUUUAGGAGAAGGGGAUGGAAUCUGGGAGAAGGGGAUGCAGUCAGAGAGAAGGGGAUGGAAUCGGGGAGAAGGGGAUGGAAUCAAAGAGAAGGGGAUGGAAUUUGGGAGAAUGGGAUGGAUUUGGGAGAAGGAGAUGGAAUCUGGGAGAAGGGAAUGGAAUGUGGGAGAAGGGGAUGGAAUCUAGGAGAAGGGGAUGGAAUCUGGGAGAAGGGGAUGGAAUCUGGGAGAAGGGGAUGGAAUCUGGGAGAAGGGGAUGGAAUCUGGGAGAAGGGGAUGGAAUCUGGGAGAAGGGGAUGGAAUCUGGGAGAAAGGGAUGGAAUCAGGGAGAAGGGGAUGGAAUCUGGGAGAAAGGGAUGGAAUUUAGGAAAAGGGGAUGGAAUUUGGGAGAAGGGGAUGCAGUCAGAGAGAAGGGGAUGGAAUCGGGGAGAAGGGGAUGGAAUCAAAGAGAAGGGGAUGGAAUUUGGGAGAAUGGGAUGGAUUUGGGAUAAGGAGAUGGAAUCUGGGAGAAGGGAAUGGAAUCUGGGAGAAGGGGAUGGAAUCUGGGAGAAGGGGAUGGAAUCUGGGAGAAGGGGAUGGAAUCUGGGAGAAGGGGAUGGAAUCUGGGAGAAGGGGAUGGAAUCUGGGAGAAGGGGAUGGAAUCUGGGAGAAGGGGAUGGAAUCAGGGACAAGGUGAUGGAAUCGGGGAGAAGGGAUAGAAUCUGGGAGAAGGGGAUGGAAUCUCGGAGAAGGGGAUGGAAUCGGGGAGAAGGGGAUGGAAUUUGGGAGAAGGGGACGGAAUCUGGGAGAAGGGGAUGGAAUCUGGGAGAAGGGGAUGGAAUCUGGGAGAAGGGGAUGGAAUCUGGGAGAAGGGGAUGGAAUCUAGGAAAAAGGGAUGGAAUCAGGGAGAAGGGGAUGGAAUCUGGGAGAAGGGGAUGGAAUUUAGGAGAACGGGAUGGAAUCUUGGAGAAGGGGAUGCAGUCAGAGAGAAGGGGAUGGAAUCGGGGAGAAGGGGAUGGAAUCAAAGAGAAGGGGAUGGAAUUUGGGAGAAUGGGAUGGAUUUGGGAGAAGGAGAUGGAAUCUGGGAGAAGGGAAUGGAAUCUGGGAGAAGGGGAUGGAAUCUGGGAGAAGGGGAUGGAAUCUGGGAGAAGGGGAUGGAAUCUGGGAGAAGGGGAUGGAAUCUGGGAGAAGGGGAUGGAAUUUGAAUCUGGGAGAAGGGGAUGGAAUCUGGGAGAAGGGGAUGCAGUCAGAGAGAAGGGGAUGGAAUCGGGGAGAAGGGGAUGGAAUCAAAGAGAAGGGGAUGGAAUUUGGGAGAAUGGGAUGGAUUUGGGAGAAGGAGAUGGAAUCUGGGAGAAGGGAAUGGAAUGUGGGAGAAGGGGAUGGAAUCUAGGAGAAGGGGAUGGAAUCUGGGAGAAGGGGAUGGAAUCUGGGAGAAGGGGAUGGAAUCUGGGAGAAGGGGAUGGAAUCUGGGAGAAGGGGAUGGAAUCUGGGAGAAGGGGAUGGAAUCUGGGAGAAAGGGAUGGAAUCAGGGAGAAGGGGAUGGAAUCUGGGAGAAAGGGAUGGAAUUUAGGAAAAGGGGAUGGAAUUUGGGAGAAGGGGAUGCAGUCAGAGAGAAGGGGAUGGAAUCGGGGAGAAGUGGAUGGAAUCAAAGAGAAGGGGAUGGAAUUUGGGAGAAUGGGAUGGAUUUGGGAUAAGGAGAUGGAAUCUGGGAGAAGGGAAUGGAAUCUGGGAGAAGGGGAUGGAAUCUGGGAGAAGGGGAUGGAAUCUGGGAGAAGGGGAUGGAAUCUGGGAGAAGGGGAUGGAAUCUGGGAGAAGGGGAUGGAAUCUGGGAGAAGGGGAUGGAAUCUGGGAGAAGGGGAUGGAAUCUGGGAGAAGGGGAUGGAAUCUGGGAGAAGGGGAUGGAAUCUGGGAGAAGGGGAUGGAAUCUGGGAGAAGGGGAUGGAAUCAGGGAGAAGGGGAUGGAAUCUGGGAGAAGGGGAUGGAAUCUGGGAGAAGGGGAUGGAAUCUGGGAGAAGGGGAUGGAAUCGGGGAGAAGGGGAUGGAAUCUGGGAGAAGGGGAUGAAAUCUGGGAGAAGGGGAUGGAAUCUGGGAGAAGGGGAUGGAAUUUGGGAGAAGGGGAUGGAAUCUGGGAGAAGGGGAUGGAAUCUGGGAGAAGGGGAUGGAAUCUGGGAGAAGGGGAUGGAAUUUGGGAGAAGGGGAUGGAAUCUGGGAGAAGGGGAUGGAAUCUGGGAGAAGGGGAUGGAAUCUGAGAGAAGGGGAUGGAAUCUGGGAGAAGGGGAUGGAAUCUGGGAGAAGGGGAUGGAAUUUGGGAGAAAGGGAUGGAAUCUGGGAGAAGGGGAUGGAAUCUGGGAGAAGGGGAUGGAAUCUGGGAGAAGGAGAUGGAAUCAGGGAGAAGGGGAUGGACUCUGGGAGAAGGGGAUGGAAUCUGGGAGAAGGGGAUGGAAUCUGGGAGAAGGGGAUGGAAUAUGGGAGAAGGGGAUGGAAUCUGGGAGAAGAGGAUGGAGUCUGGGAGAAGGGGGGAGAAGGGGAUGGAAUCUGGGAGAAGGGGAUGGAAUCUGGGAGAAGGGGAUGGAAUCUGAGAGAAGGGGAUGGAAUCUGGGAGAAGGGGAUGGAAUCAGGGACAAGGUGAUGGAAUCGGGGAGAAGGGAUAGAAUCUGGGAGAAGGGGAUGGAAUCUCGGAGAAGGGGAUGGAAUCGGGGAGAAGGGGAUGGAAUUUGGGAGAAGGGGACGGAAUCUGGGAGAAGGGGAUGGAAUCUGGGAGAAGGGGAUGGAAUCUGGGAGAAGGGGAUGGAAUCUGGGAGAAGGGGAUGGAAUCUAGGAAAAAGGGAUGGAAUCAGGGAGAAGGGGAUGGAAUCUGGGAGAACGGGAUGGAAUCUGGGAGAAGGGGAUGCAGUCAGAGAGAAGGGGAUGAAAUCGGGGAGAAGGGGAUGGAAUCAAAGAGAAGGGGAUGGAAUUUGGGAGAAUGGGAUGGAUUUGGGAGAAGGAGAUGGAAUCUGGGAGAAGGGAAUGGAAUCUGGGAGAAGGGGAUGGAAUCUGGGAGAAGGGGAUGGAAUCUGGGAGAAGGGGAUGGAAUCUGGGAGAAGGGGAUGGAAUCUGGGAGAAGGGGAUGGAAUUUGGUAG
Messenger RNA from Closterium sp. NIES-65, 3801 nucleotides. NCBI's taxonomy places the organism in Eukaryota, Viridiplantae, Streptophyta, Zygnematophyceae, Desmidiales, Closteriaceae. The record is from the annotation of a GenBank genome assembly.